GCACGUUUUCUGCACCGACAGUGCCCUGAAAUAGCAGCAGAAGUAGGAUAUUAUCAGGCGCUUUCAUAAAAAAAGACUACAGUUUGAGGAAUUAUUCAUGAGACAGAAACGUUCAACCUUCCUGUAGUGAUGGCGGCAUCGUUACCACAGAAGCCAGGCAUGGCAGGGAUGCCCCCGCAGCAGCAGCAGCAGCAGCAGCAGCAGCAGCAGUCACACAUGCCCCCCACUGGCGCCUCGGUCGCAGGUCAACAGCCAAUGGCACCCCAGGGUGCCCUGAGAGAGAUCUCCCCUGUGUUUCUCUGUCGGAUCGGACAGGAGACCGUCCAGGACAUUGUCACUCGCACCAUGGAGAUCUUUCAAAUCACACGAGCCACGCAACUUCCCAACGGCGUGACUCAGAGCCAGGCGAUGUACCAGGAUCGCUUCGGCAAACUUCAGGAACACCUGAGGCAGCUCGCCCUGCUCUUCCGCAAGCUUCGCCUCCUCUAUGAACGCUGCGUGGAGAUGACUGCUGACCUGCAGGAGGGGCCGGCAGAGCUUGUGCCCUAUGUUGGAGAAGAGCUGGUCAACGUCAGAGUGGAGCCUUGUAGUCCUGCUGUCCACCAGGAGAGGAAAGAAGUCCUCGAGAAAGUGCGCCAGAAGAACCAGGAAAUGAAGGUUCUCAUGGAUCAGAUGAGGAACCUGCUGUGGGACGUCAACGCCAUGUUGACUCUUAGGAAAUGAUCCAUUUGAUGCACAGACUUUUCAAAUGUCCAAGUUGGCCAUGGACUGCACAACGGAUAAGGGGACAUCUUAUUUCUAUAAGUUGCACUGUUUUUGUUUGGAGUUUAUAGAUGACACCCACAAUUAUGUUGGGUUUUCUGUUCGAUGAGCUCUACACUACUUUCCACCUCCUUUUUUUUUUUACUGCAAUAAGUUAUUCAUUUUUGCAUAGCAAAUAUUUCCUUUUUGUGCCGCAAUGUGUGAACUUAUCAUCUGACACGGAUCAGAGCCGUUCUUCCAGAAAACUCAACGUGUUUAUAAUAUUGUGCUCUUUAUGUUCCCAAAAUUGGUGGGUUCCAAUUAAAUCCCCUUGGCAGCUAUGUUCAUCUCAGGUGCCUUGUACAGGUAGUGUGUAUGUGCUUCAUUAGUCUUCCUCAGUGCCCGACACUGUUGACCUUUUGGAUUUUCAGACUUUCUUGCCUGAGAAUGUCCUUUUGUCGACCAGCAUACUGGAUUAUAUCUUCGUUUUUGGAUUGUUUUUUCUAAAUAAAAGGUAUGAAUAAUAGAAGUUCUGCAUCUCCUUAAACAUUUAGAGCGGGGGAUCUUCCAUGUUUUCCUGGCCAAAGACCCCUAAACUGAGGAAUAAGCAGAGUGUUUAAAAUUGUGUUUUAUAUUAAACUGGCCCCAAAUG
This is a messenger RNA of Entelurus aequoreus (snake pipefish), 1393 nucleotides long. RefSeq names its product Mediator of RNA polymerase II transcription subunit 30-like. Gene Ontology annotation, biological process: positive regulation of DNA-templated transcription. Bases 130 to 723 code for a protein of 197 amino acids. Gene Ontology annotation, cellular component: mediator complex. The record is from RefSeq and is a predicted model, not a curated record. NCBI's taxonomy places the organism in Eukaryota, Metazoa, Chordata, Actinopteri, Syngnathiformes, Syngnathidae. Gene Ontology annotation, molecular function: transcription coregulator activity. The transcript has 5 exons.